AUGUUAAUAUUAUAUUGUAUUGUAUUAAAUUUAAAACUUCAUCAUCAUUAUCAUCAUAAAUUUUGUACUGUUGCAUUGAGAUCAACCUCUUCUACAAGAGGAAUGACUGGUUUUAUGAAUGCAUUUGGAGUUGGUAUCCAAAUUUUGGGAAUUGUAUUCAAUAUGAUUGGCUCACCAUAA
Molecule: messenger RNA, 180 nt
Organism: Cavenderia fasciculata
Lineage: Eukaryota; Evosea; Eumycetozoa; Acytosteliales; Cavenderiaceae
Exons: 2
Coding region: 1-180 (59 amino acids)
Source: RefSeq, a predicted model, not a curated record